AUGGUGCGGAAGGACAGCUGGGUGGGCCUGAACGAUGUGGAUGGAGAUGGCACCUGGACCUGGGCUGCAGGGGAGGACGCCCGUCCCCCUUUUCCUUGGAUGGCUGGGGUACGACUUACGGCAGGCAAUUGCCUGGAGAUGAAGCACCGAGCAAAGCAGGCCCUGGCUGCCUCCCCCUGCUCUGGACACAAAGCGUGGGUCUGCAAAGGGCCUUUGGUCCCGCAGAGUUCCUGCCCAUCAGAACCUGGCUGGAGGCCAUGGAAUGGCAGCUGCUACUUCUGGGACCCGCUUUCGGUUGGAGGGUGGCACGAGGCUUUGGCUUCCUGCCGGCGAUUCAGGAACACAGAGCUGCUGUACUUGACCUCGCUCCGGGAGAGGGACUGGGUCCACUCAAACUUCCAAGGCUCCUUCUGGACAGGCUUGAAUGAUCUGCAGGAGGAAUCUGUCUUUCGCUGGACAACUCAAGAGCCCCUCAGCAGAGCUGUAGCACAGUAUUUGCAGGAUGACAUGGCGGAUGGUGGCUUGAAGGACUGUGUGUGGUUUGACAUGGUGACCGGACUUCUCCGUGACACCAGCUGCGAGGAGGAAAGGCCCUUCCUGUGCAAAAGCAGUGAAGCCACCGACUGGUUUGAGGAACGCCCCGGCCUCAGUGUGACAGAGGGGGACCCUGCACUCCUCUUGCCCUCCUCUGGGAGCCUGAUGCAGGCCAAGCAGGAGUGCCUAUGGGAGCGCAGUGUGUGCAUCGCAGUCCUCCAGGCCGUCUCUGGCUUCUUCUUGGUCAGCUCCAUGGACAGGGUCAUCUCCAAGCCAGACUCGAUGCUCUACAUCUGGACCAUUUGUGCAGAAGGAUUCCAUGGCCCAGAUUGCCGCAGGACCUUGGAGCGCCCACCUCGCCCAGCCUGUGACUGCAGUGGUAGAUUCCAGACGACAGUGGAAAGAGGUGAGGAGCGGGCAGGGAGAGCAUAG
Anolis sagrei ordinatus is the source of this 966-nucleotide messenger RNA. The record is from RefSeq and is a predicted model, not a curated record. NCBI's taxonomy places the organism in Eukaryota, Metazoa, Chordata, Lepidosauria, Squamata, Anolidae.